Messenger RNA from Gambusia affinis (western mosquitofish), 2827 nucleotides. RefSeq names its product neuronal acetylcholine receptor subunit alpha-3-like. Gene Ontology annotation, cellular component: neuron projection; synapse; postsynaptic membrane. Lineage: Eukaryota; Metazoa; Chordata; Actinopteri; Cyprinodontiformes; Poeciliidae. Gene Ontology annotation, molecular function: transmembrane signaling receptor activity; acetylcholine-gated monoatomic cation-selective channel activity. Bases 245 to 1933 code for a protein of 562 amino acids. Gene Ontology annotation, biological process: nervous system process; monoatomic ion transmembrane transport; signal transduction. The transcript is spliced from 7 exons. The record is from RefSeq and is a predicted model, not a curated record.
UCGCCAAGUUUACCCACAGGGUGAGAGGGAGGGUGUGCUGUGAGCUGGAGCUGAGGACGGCGGAGGGGAGGCGGGACGAGGAGAAGUUGUCCAUGUCGGCGCAGCGCACCAUCCUCUACGCGUAAAGGAACGCAAAAGCUGAAUCUUCAGGCUUCACAGACCUCUGCAGGUAAAUAGAGACCGGAACCCGCCGUCCGAGACCAGAUUCCAUCCAAUUAAGGCAUCGCCAGGCUCAGAUGUUUCGAUGAAUUUCUUCGGCAAACUACCAGUCUUCCUGCUGUUGGUGCUCCUCGCAGCGCAAGGCUGCUUCUCGUCCAAGGCAGAGGACAGAUUAUUCCGAAAGUUGUUCCGAAGAUACAACCAGUUCAUCCGACCUGUGGAGAAUGUGUCUGAUCCAGUUACGGUGGAGUUUGAAGUGUCCAUAUCACAGCUUGUUAAAGUGGAUGAGGUGAAUCAAAUUAUGGAAACUAACCUGUGGCUGAGACAUGUCUGGAACGACUAUAAACUGAAAUGGACCCCUGUUGACUACGAUGGCAUCGAGUUCAUACGAGUUCCAUCCAACAAAAUCUGGAGACCGGAUAUCGUCUUAUACAACAAUGCUGUUGGUGACUUCCUUGUAGAAGACAAGACUAAAGCUUUGCUGAAGUUUGAUGGCACUAUCACUUGGGUCCCCCCAGCUAUAUUCAAAUCCUCCUGCCCAAUGGACAUCACUUACUUCCCCUUUGACUACCAGAACUGCUCGAUGAAGUUUGGGUCCUGGACUUAUGACAAAGCAAAGAUCGACUUGGUGCUCAUUGGCUCAAAGGUGAACCUGAAAGACUUCUGGGAAAGUGGGGAGUGGGAGAUUAUUGAUGCACCUGGAUACAAACAUGACAUUAAGUACAACUGCUGUGAGGAAAUCUACCCAGACAUCACCUACUCCUUCUACAUCCGCCGCCUGCCUCUUUUCUACACAAUAAAUCUCAUCAUCCCUUGCCUCCUCAUCUCCUUCCUCACGGUGCUGGUUUUCUAUCUCCCGUCAGACUGCGGGGAGAAGGUCACCCUGUGCAUCUCCGUCCUGCUCUCCCUCACUGUGUUCCUGCUGGUCAUCACUGAAACCAUCCCCUCCACGUCGCUCGUCAUCCCGCUGAUUGGAGAGUAUCUUCUCUUUACCAUGAUUUUUGUAACUCUGAGUAUCGUCAUUACUGUCUUUGUGCUGAAUGUCCACUACCGUACUCCAAUGACUCACACGAUGCCGGAGUGGGUGAGGAUGGUGUUCCUCGGGGUGCUGCCCAGAGUGAUGCUGAUGAGACGGCCGAUUGACCAGGGCUGCUCAUCACCCGCCAGAAUUACAGGAGCGACAGGAGGAGGAGUCACCGGCGGAGGUAUUAAGAAGAGAAAGACCAGCAUAGGAGGAGGAAGCAGCUCAGGAAGUGUUGGAGGCAUAACUGGAGGCGUGGCAUGCCCACCGCUGGAUAGUGGCUCAGGGGGAGGUGGGACCUCCUCGGCUGGUGGCUCCAUGAACUGUGUGGAAUAUGGCGACGUGAACCGUGACCUGAACCGCGACAUGACCAGGAGGUGUCCCUACAGAGGCAAGGAGGUGCCAACUCCUGUUCCUCCACCGAUGGUUCCGCCGCCUCCUCCCCAGGCAAACCUGGCUCAGGGGCCUCCAGAGUCAGAGCCACCAAAGGUGCCAAGGCCUUUGAACGCCUCGUCGCCUGUCAGUGCCGUCGUUGCUUUUUCUGUGGUGUCGCCGGAGAUCAAGCAGGCCAUCGAGAGCGUGAAAUACAUCGCGGAGAACAUGAGGACACGCAACAAAGCCAAGGAGGUGGAGGAUGACUGGAAGUACGUCGCCAUGGUCAUCGACAGGAUUUUCCUCUGGGUUUUUGUGACAGUGUGUGUGCUGGGAACUCUGGGACUUUUCCUCCAGCCACUUAUAAGCUUCUUUAAAUGAAGAACUUGUCUUGCCUCUCUUUUUUCCCCCUCUGCUUUACUUGUCUUACUGAUAAUUUCUUUACACCUUAUUGGAGUUACUCUAGAAAAUAUGUUGCAUUUAGCAGUGUCAAAUCAAGCACUAUUCAAGACUAUUGUUGUUCCUUUUUUGGAGGCUUUUGUCACUUCCUCUCUCUGUGUCUGGGGUGCCAUCAUCAACCAUCCUAUUUAGCUCUCUUCUGUAGAUUUCCCUAGACUGAAACACAUCUCUCUAUUCCUCAUCUAUUUGUCCUUUCAGCUGCCAGUUCAGUGAUAUAGCAAAGCUGGUAUCUUGUCUCCUUCCUAGUAUCACAUAUUUUCUGAAGCUUGAUUUUCUCUUCAUCUCCCUUCUGUUGAUUUUUUUUUUUUUACCUCUCCAGUGUUUUACUUUGAGCUCCCACUGGAGGCAUCUUUCCGCUGUCACUAUUUGGAGCAGCAGCUUAGAUAUCAGUUUCCAAGAACUCUUUAGAAACACAUUUCAGUAAAAUGAAGAAGAAGAAAAUUGCUUCUUCUGAAUUACUUUGCAGUAGCACUUAGUUGUUGUAGGCCAGUUUAGUAAACCACAGUCUGGUCCAAUAACGACACUGAGUUGGGAAUUAUAGCACAAAAGGCUCUUUUCUAGAUAUGAUAAUGACAUAGAUAUGUUUUCUGGUAGAAGAUAAUGAUCUGUUUAUCUUUGUCUUCCUCGUAGAGAAAAACAAAAGCAUAGUGCAUGCUGGCCUUUAACCUUUAACGAUGACAUGUUUUCCAGUAUAUUUACAUGAACAGGUUAUGAAUUCAGGACAGGAAUUUGCAAUGUAUGGAGGCACUUUUAACCACAAAAUGUACAAUUAAACCUGUAAAAUGACUUGAAACAAUAAAAAUGUUUAAUGCAAAU